Molecule: messenger RNA, 1835 nt
Organism: Anneissia japonica
Lineage: Eukaryota; Metazoa; Echinodermata; Crinoidea; Comatulida; Comatulidae
Product: solute carrier family 25 member 44-like
Exons: 4
Coding region: 284-1219 (311 amino acids)
Biological process (GO): branched-chain amino acid catabolic process
Cellular component (GO): mitochondrion
Molecular function (GO): branched-chain amino acid transmembrane transporter activity
Source: RefSeq, a predicted model, not a curated record
GGUGGCGCUAUGCUUGUUUGGACAAGGACCAAGGAGGACGGACAGAUAAAGAGGCACGAUAACUAAUAACUGACGAUAACAACCGCGGUGAUAGCGCGUGAGUUGCUCGGUUCUGCUGCUCUCUACGACAGAGUAGGCGUAGCCUAGCUAUAUUUGAGGGAGGAGUUUGACAAUUGGAAGGACAUUACUUCCGUAUUUAAUUGAUUUUAUUUAUUGUUCAUACUGGAUCUAUGCAGGGGUUUUAGAUCUGUAAAGUGAGGGGAGAAUUAACUAUCUUUUAGAAAUGGUUUCAAAAACCACAGAACGCGAAUCCAAGAUUAUAGAAUGGGACGAUAUGGACAAGAGAAAGUUCUAUUCAUUUGGACUCAUUUUUGCUUUAUCAAUACGAGUUGUUCUAUAUCCUACCACCUUGAUCAAAACAAGACUGCAAGUUCAAAGACAGAAGUCAGCCUAUACAGGCACUUGGGACGCUAUUAAGAAAAUAGGCCGCUAUGAAGGCCUGCGCGGCUACUACAAAGGCUUUAUGGUCAACUCUCUUACAAUAUUCUCAGGGCAAUGUUACGUUACAACGUAUGAAUUAUUACGCAAAGCAUUUUCAGGUACUAAUAAUUUUACAAAAUCAUGUAUUGCUGGAGGCGGGGCAUCGCUAGUAGCUCAGAGUAUAACAGUUCCAAUUGAUGUAGUCUCCCAAAGGAUAAUGAUGAUGGGUCAGUCUGUAGAUGGCAGUGUUGCUAAACAAAAUAUAUCAUGGAAGCAGUCUUCAAUGGUAGUAAGAGAUAUAUUAAGGACUAGUGGUGUACGUGGAUUUUAUCAAGGCUAUGUUGCCUCUAUUAUGACAUUUAUGCCAAGUAGCGCCCUCUGGUGGCCAUUUUAUCAUUUCUACACAGACCAGUAUAGCUAUUUAAUAAAGGAUGUACUCGGUGUGCCUGUCCCCCACAUUGCUGUACAGGCAUUGGCUGGACCUUCAGCAGGCUUCACUGCUACAACUUUCACCAAUCCGAUGGAUAUUGUACGUGCUCGAUUGCAGGUGAUUGGUGGUGAUUCAAUCAUUGGCUCAUUCAGGGAACUUCUUCAUGAAGAAGGCGUAAGGGGUUUCACCAAAGGACUAACUGCAAGAUAUCUUGCGUCAAUGCCAACGAGCCUUGUGAUCGUCCUUGGUUAUGAGACUUUGAAGAAGAUUAGUUUACGAAAUGAAUUGAAGGAGUUGAUUAGUAUGUAAUGCAGUUGAAUCAUUGCGUUAAGCCGACAAUACCGUCAAGAUACUGUACAUCGGUUGUGUUACUAAACACCAAAGUGGUAGUAAGCAUAGUGGAGCUGCAUUGGUAUUAAGUAUUGGAGCUGAAUAUGUAGUGAAGAUGCAUUGUUGGCAGUACUGCUAUAUAGUGAAGCUGCAAGUCCAGUGGUACAGUGACAUUACAAAUUUGGAGCUGCUCAGGGCAGUAAUAUUUACUGGUGGUACUUUGCUAGAUCUGCAUCAGUGGUAGUACAGGAGCUGCAAAAUCAGUGGUAGUUCUAGGUACUGCAAUGGUAACUGUGUUUAUUUAAUAUGUGCUGUAGCUGCAUCAUUCUAACAAUAAAAUCCUUUUACUGACUUAUAAGUCACUGAAUCUCAAUCAAUCCGCAUACAUUAAUCAACUUCUUUCCAAAUAUGUGCCUGGCCGUUCCCUACGUUCAUCUGAUCUCAAUUUAAUUUCUGGCUUUCGCACCAACACAAAGACCUUCGGACACAGAUCAUUUUCAUUUGCUGCAGCCACACUCUGGAACGCACUACCACUUCACAUUAAAGAAUCAGCAUCAAUUCCUUUAUUUUAAAAAAUCACUCAAAACGCACUUAU